Molecule: messenger RNA, 1162 nt
Organism: Carassius gibelio (silver crucian carp)
Lineage: Eukaryota; Metazoa; Chordata; Actinopteri; Cypriniformes; Cyprinidae
Exons: 2
Coding region: 140-892 (250 amino acids)
Source: RefSeq, a predicted model, not a curated record
GAUUACAAAACAAGUCUGCUAUAAAAAUGCUCUAAUGGAACUUGAUUUCUAAACACUGAUCGGUCUGUGCAGCGCUGCUUCAAGCCCAACACACCUGACAUUUGGAGAAGACAACUGAAGCAGACGGAGGAUUUGGAGAAUGAGUCAGCUGACAGAAAGGGAACAAGAGCAAAAUACAGAUGAAGGAAAAUCUGGCUCUGCGAAAGAUCUCUCUGAUGACAAAGAUAUGGAGUCGCCAUCUAAUGCCGGCAGCAGAUGUGAAGAUCAAACUGAACCAUGUUCUGGAGAUCUCUCCAAAUAUAUGCAAGAUGGAAAGGAAGACAUUGUGAAUAUUAAGGAAAUAAACGAAGAACAACGGAAAAUGAUCUCAGAGCUGGAAGAUAAAGUAAAUGAAGUAAUCAAAAAGCAAGAGAAAAGAAUCUCAGAGCUGGAAGAAAAAGUAAAUGAAAUAAUCGAAAAAAAAGAGAAAAGAAUCGCAGAGUUGGAAAAAGCUGAAUGUAAUCUAUGGCUUUACUGUCUACCAGAGCAAGAAGGAGAGGACGUCAGGAAGCGUGUGAUGGAUAUCCUCGGAGAUCUUGUACCGGAGGCUGCAGGUAACUUAACUCAUCAUAUUGGCAUCGUUCAACGCAUCGGAAGGAGAAGCCAAGACAGAGAUCGACCCGUCAUCAUCAAGUUUUCAGAUAAAUCAACCAAGGAGCUUCUGUGGAAUACUGCUAUUCGUUCUAAAGAUUUUUGUUCCAGUAAUUUAUGGUUCGGAGAAGAUCUAACAGCGAAAGACAAAAAAAAGCGGAACAAGCUUUGGCCUCAAGUUGAAGCUGCACGCAAAGAAGGGAAAACUGCAUAUUUUGUUGGUGCCAAAGCAAUAAUCAACGGCAAAGAAAUCAGUGAAUAGACUCUAAUUGAUGCUGAUGUAAGUUUAUUGACAUUAAAAAUGGAUGACAGCAUAUCCUUUCGAUUCCAUGGUAAAAUGCAACUAUAAGUUGAUCAAAAAAAAUGACUCUAGUACUCGUUAUGUUGAUUUGUGUAUGCUGGAUGGUGUUUUAUUUUUUAGGUUUAUGAUUUCUUUCUCUUACGUCCAGUUGAAGAAUGUCAUGUAUCAUCAUGUUAUUAUAUAGCCUACAGGUUAAUACCUUAAAUUGUAUUCUUUGGUGGGUGAAAAACA